Molecule: messenger RNA, 938 nt
Organism: Telopea speciosissima
Lineage: Eukaryota; Viridiplantae; Streptophyta; Magnoliopsida; Proteales; Proteaceae
Product: phosphatidylinositol transfer protein 3-like
Exons: 6
Coding region: 60-929 (289 amino acids)
Molecular function (GO): phosphatidylinositol transfer activity
Source: RefSeq, a predicted model, not a curated record
UGACAUUCUCUUCUGCCUCUCAAGGACAGACAACACAGCAGAUUGAGAAAGUAGUCACCAUGUUUCGGAGAAGGCCUUCUCAUAACUCUGAGGAGAAUGAUUCUGUGCAGCAGGGUGUGAAGAUCAACGAACUAAGGACCGCUAUUGGACCACUAUCAGGGCGUAGUUUACAGUACUGUAUUGAUGCAUGUCUAAGGAGAUAUUUGGAGGCUCGGAAUUGGAAUAUUGACAAGUCAAAGAAAAUGUUGGAAGAAACUCUGAAGUGGAGAUCAUCCUAUAAGCCUGAGGAAAUCCGCUGGCAUGAAGUAGCAAUUGAGGGUGAGACCGGAAAAUUAUACAGGGCAAAUUUUCAUGAUCGGUUUGGGAGGACAGUUCUUAUAUUGCGACCAGGAAUGCAGAACACAAAAUCACACGAUAACCAGAUCAGGCAUCUAGUGUACCUGCUGGAGAAUGCUAUCCUUAAUCUUCCUGAUGAUCAAGAACAGAUGUCAUGGUUAAUAGACUUCACCGGCUGGUCAUUGGCCAACAGUGUGCCCAUAAAAACUGCCCGAGAGACUGCCAAUGUUUUACAGAACCACUACCCUGAGAGGCUUGCUCUAGCAUUUCUGUACAAUCCCCCAAGAAUCUUUGAAGCAUUUUGGAAGGUUGUAAAGUACUUCUUGGAUCCAAAAACAUUUCAGAAGGUGAAAUUCGUCUAUCCCAAGAACAAUGAAAGCGUGGAACUCAUGAAAUCAUAUUUCGAUGUGGAUAACCUUCCAGCAGAAUUUGGUGGGGAAGUUAAAUUGCAAUACGACCAUGAAGAAUUCUCAAGAUUGAUGGCCCAAGAUGAUGUAAAAACUGCUGCUCUCUGGGGAAUAGACAAUAAACUUAACCACAUCAACAAUGGGUGUCUAGGGGCAGAGUUGGCUCCAGAAUCAGUGCAGCUAUAACAUUAUGUA